AAGACGGUGGUGAUCACAGGAGGCUCCCAGGGUAUGGGACGAGGCCUCGGGAAACUUUUGGCUUCGAAAGGUGCCAAUAUUGUGAUCGUUGCAAGAACUCAGAAGAAGCUCGAUGAGGCAUUGAAGUACAUCUCGGCUGCCGCGAAGAACCCACAAGCUCAGCGGUUCCUCGCGAUAAGCGCCGACGUGACAGACCCAGAUGAGAACACUCGCAUCAUCAAGGAGGUCACUGCCUGGAACCACGGGAACCCCCCUGAUGUUGUAUGGGCAAAUGCUGGAAUGAGCGAACCUCGACUCUUCUUGGAUACUCCGGUGUCCGUGCUGCGAUCACAAAUGGACGUCAACUACUUCGCCGCUGCGUAUCUCGCUCAGUCGACACUAAGAUCCUGGCUCGAGCCGGCCAACGAGCGAUCAACAGCGAGGAGUCCCAAGCCGAGACACUUUAUCAUGACAUCCAGCACCGUCUGCUUUGUGGGUGUGGCUGGCUACGCACCGUAUGCCCCUCCAAAGUCUGCAAUGCGUUCACUAGCAGACACAUUACGAUCAGAGGUGAACCUCUACAACGGAGCUCGACGUAAAGAUCCCAUCAACGGACCACCGGCCGAUAUUAAGAUCCAUUGUGUAUGUCCCGGUACAAUCACGUCUCCUGGCCAUCAAAAUGAAGAGAUCAGCAAGCACGAGGUCACCAAGAUACUGGAAAAGGACGACCCGGCGCAAACUGAAGAUGAAGUCGCUACGGCUGCCGUGCUGGGACUCGAGAGGGGAGGCUACUUGAUCACGACUCAGCUUCUCGGCCAUGCCAUGCGAGCCAGCGCUUUGGGAGGCAGUCCUCGAAACAACUGGUUCGUUGAUACUAUCUUUUCGUGGAUCACUGCCAUUGCUUGGCUGUUCAUCGGCCCAGAUCUGGAGGGCAAAGUAUUCACAUAUGGAAAGAAGCAUGGCGCCGCAGCCUCAAAAUAA
Messenger RNA from Zymoseptoria tritici IPO323, 960 nucleotides. RefSeq lists its product as uncharacterized. Lineage: Eukaryota; Fungi; Ascomycota; Dothideomycetes; Mycosphaerellales; Mycosphaerellaceae. The record is from RefSeq and is a predicted model, not a curated record. The annotation marks the transcript as partial. Gene Ontology annotation, molecular function: 3-dehydrosphinganine reductase activity. The transcript is spliced from 2 exons. Gene Ontology annotation, biological process: sphingolipid biosynthetic process. Gene Ontology annotation, cellular component: endoplasmic reticulum membrane.